ACUAUCGUAAUUUGUAUGAAAUACACUAUAUCAAAUGAUGCCAAUACUUUAGCCCCUUUUUUUUUCACCCUCGUUGUCUCUCUAAUUUCCAAAUCCAGGAGAGAUCGUCAUUGAUCAAGAGGGGAGAGGGAGGAAUCAGCAACUCAAAAUGGCGAGGAAACCGGAAGAAGAAUACGAUUACUUGUUCAAAGUAGUGCUAAUCGGCGACUCCGGAGUCGGUAAAUCUAAUCUUCUUUCUCGAUUUACUCGUAAUGAGUUUUGCUUGGAAUCUAAAUCCACCAUUGGCAUCGAAUUCGCUACUCGUACUCUUCAGGUUGAAGGAAGAACUGUGAAGGCUCAGAUAUGGGACACUGCAGGUCAAGAGCGUUAUAGGGCAAUUACAAGUGCAUACUACAGGGGUGCGCUUGGUGCUCUCCUAGUUUAUGAUGUGACGAAACCUACAACAUUUGACAAUGUGAGUCGGUGGUUGAAGGAGCUACGGGACCACGCUGAUGCCAAUAUUGUGAUUUUGCUUAUUGGAAACAAGACUGAUCUUAAGCAUCUGCGUGCUGUUGCCACGGAAGAUGCUCAGAGUUUCUCCGAAAAAGAGGGUCUUUCUUUCAUAGAAACGUCUGCCCUUGAAGCAACAAAUGUUGAGAAGGCAUUUCAAACUAUUCUCUCUGAGAUAUACCGGAUCAUUAGCAAGAAGUCUCUUUCGUCUAAUGAACCACCACCUACAGCUCUUGCAGGAGGUCAAACUAUAGUGGUAGGGGCACCAUCUGAGACUACUGCAAAAAAGUCUUGCUGUACGUCUUCCUAGGUGUUUUUUUGGUUGUGUUUUGCUGUUAUGCAUUCUGUUUUCAAGUCAAAGUUUUGGUUGGUUGGAAUUUAGCUUGUUAUGAACUGGCUUAAGCCUGAUACUUGUUGUAAAUGCAUGGUUUUCUUGAAUUGUCAUUGCCUUACGUGAUUGAUUGUCUUUCUCAAA
Chenopodium quinoa (quinoa) is the source of this 964-nucleotide messenger RNA. Its product is annotated as ras-related protein RABA2a. NCBI's taxonomy places the organism in Eukaryota, Viridiplantae, Streptophyta, Magnoliopsida, Caryophyllales, Amaranthaceae. Bases 149 to 799 code for a protein of 216 amino acids. Gene Ontology annotation, molecular function: GTP binding; GTPase activity. Gene Ontology annotation, cellular component: endosome. The record is from RefSeq and is a predicted model, not a curated record. The transcript has 2 exons.